GCCCCGUCCACCGCAAUUUUUCUCCUCCGUUUUUCGCCGUUUUCGCGUUCUCCAGUGUUGAUUUUCGGUUCAGCAUGGCGAAUAGGCCCAGACAACACGAAAUAUGGAUAUUAUAUCUUGAUAGAGUUGAGCCUAACAUCGCUUCUAUGCAGAAAGGGAACGUGUGCGCCCUGUAUGGUGUUGGAGACUAUCUACUCAAACCUAACGACCAGUGUGUGUACUACGUUCUUCAACGUGACGAAGUUGAUUCUUCUUGCAAAACAUACGUGAACGUUUAG
Messenger RNA from Cylicocyclus nassatus, 278 nucleotides. The record is from the annotation of a GenBank genome assembly. Lineage: Eukaryota; Metazoa; Nematoda; Chromadorea; Rhabditida; Strongylidae.